UCCCCGUGGGCCCGCGGCUCCAGCCCCGGGCUUGCGGGGCGCGCAGGUGGGCCCGCGGCCGCAGGGAGAUAGGCCCCCUGGGGGCAGCGGCGGACCAUGGCGCGGAGACCUGGCGCGCCGGCUGCUUACGGGGAGGAGUUCUCCUUCGUCAGCCCGCUGGUGAAAUACCUGCUCUUCUUCUUCAACAUGCUCUUCUGGGUAAUCUCCAUGGUCAUGGUGGCCGUGGGUGUCUACGCCAGGCUGAUGAAGCACGCAGCCUCUCUCCCAGAAGCAGCCUUGGCUUGUCUGGCGGUCGAUCCUGCUAUCCUGCUGAUCGUAGUGGGGGUCCUGACGUUCCUGCUCACCUUCUGCGGCUGUAUUGGGUCCCUCCGAGAGAACAUCUGCCUUCUGCAGACAUUCUCCCUCUGCCUUACCCUGGUGUUCCUGCUGCAGCUGGCUGCUGGCAUCCUGGGCUUCGUCUUCUCAGACAAGGCUCGGGGGAAAGUGAGUGAGAUCAUCAACAAUGCUAUUGUGCAUUAUCGAGAUGACUUGGAUCUGCAGAACCUCAUUGACUUUGGCCAGAAGAAGUUUAGUUGCUGCGGAGGGAUUUCCUACAGAGACUGGUCUCAGAAUAUGUACUUCAACUGCUCGGAGGACAACCCCAGCCGUGAGCGUUGCUCUGUGCCUUAUUCUUGCUGCUUGCCCACCCCUAACCAGGCAGUGAUCAACACAAUGUGUGGCCAAGGUAUGCAGGCACUUGACUACUUGGAAGCUAGUAAAGUCAUCUACACUAACGGCUGUAUCGACAAGUUGGUCAACUGGAUCCACAGCAACCUGUUCCUACUUGGUGGCGUGGCACUAGGCCUAGCCAUCCCUCAGCUGGUGGGAAUCCUGCUGUCCCAGGUCCUCAUAAAUCAAAUAAAAGAUCAGAUUAAGCUACAGCUCUACAACCAGCAGCACCGGGCUGACCCAUGGUACUGAGAAUCCUUCCUGUGCCCCCGAACAUGGUGACGAGCGAGCCUCAU
Molecule: messenger RNA, 1004 nt
Organism: Acomys russatus (golden spiny mouse)
Lineage: Eukaryota; Metazoa; Chordata; Mammalia; Rodentia; Muridae
Gene: Tspan33
Product: tetraspanin 33
Exons: 8
Coding region: 97-960 (287 amino acids)
Cellular component (GO): membrane
Source: RefSeq, a predicted model, not a curated record